CGAAUUCCUUCCCACUCCCAAGUCCCAAACCAGGGCGGCCCAGCCUAGUCCAAGACUCCAAGGGCCCAAAACCCUAACAAAACCCUGAACAGAACGCCACUCUCAGACAUCUCCUCACCUCAUCACCCUGUGUCUCCAUAACCGUGAACUCAAUCCAACACCAUUCACUCCAAACGCUCGAUCACAAAUCAAAUGGCGUCAUCCACCGGAGGCCGAUUCAAAGAGCUCCUGAAGAAGUACGGGAAGGUAGCGUUGGGGGUCCAUUUCUCGGUCUCGGCAGCUUCGAUCACCGGUCUCUACAUAGCCAUCAAGAACAACGUCGACGUUGAGGCCAUGUUUGAGAAGGUCGGCAUCGGCGGCAUCUCCGGCAAAGAUGACACGUCGGAGAAAAUCCCUUCCCCGCCGUCGCUGCCCGAAACUUCUUCCGAUGAGUUCAUUAUAGAAGAAGGACUCGGUGAUCAGACGGCGGCGAAGAAGAGAAAUCGGACGGCUGAAUUGGCCACCACCAGUGGUGGUGCUCUUGCCUUGGCUGUACUGUGCAACAAAGCUCUGUUCCCGAUAAGGGUUCCGAUCACCAUCGCCCUCACGCCGCCGGUGGCGAGGUUCUUGGCGAGAAGGAAAUUUAUCAAAAAUAGUGUAUGAUCAUGUACGUUCUCUCUCUCUCUCUCUCUCAUGAAUUGACUUGUGGUUUUCUGUUAUGUUGAUUUGGGAGACGGAGAGAGUAGAGAAAGUGUGAUUUUGUGAGCUAGGGGAUGUUUUGAAAUGAAAGGAGUUCAUUUGAUUUUGAUUUUGGUGCAUGUUUGAUUUAAGAUUUCAUGCUUCAAUUGUAUGUGGAAUCGAAUUCAUGGAAACAUUAAUGAAUUGUUUUUUGGUUGUCUGAGAA
This is a messenger RNA of Malania oleifera, 883 nucleotides long. RefSeq lists its product as uncharacterized. Lineage: Eukaryota; Viridiplantae; Streptophyta; Magnoliopsida; Santalales; Ximeniaceae. The coding region runs from base 193 to 642 and encodes 149 amino acids. The transcript has a single exon. The record is from RefSeq and is a predicted model, not a curated record. Gene Ontology annotation, cellular component: mitochondrion.